Messenger RNA from Brachypodium distachyon (stiff brome), 684 nucleotides. RefSeq names its product nuclear transcription factor Y subunit B-8. Gene Ontology annotation, cellular component: CCAAT-binding factor complex. Gene Ontology annotation, molecular function: protein heterodimerization activity; RNA polymerase II cis-regulatory region sequence-specific DNA binding; DNA-binding transcription activator activity, RNA polymerase II-specific. Lineage: Eukaryota; Viridiplantae; Streptophyta; Magnoliopsida; Poales; Poaceae. The transcript has a single exon. Gene Ontology annotation, biological process: regulation of transcription by RNA polymerase II. The record is from RefSeq and is a predicted model, not a curated record. Bases 1 to 684 code for a protein of 227 amino acids.
AUGGAUAACAACGGCGGUGCUCCCAACACCGGAGCAGCUGAAGCAGCAUCAGCCGAGGAGGUGCUGCCGGUGGUGGAGGUCCGGGAGCAGGACCGGCUGAUGCCGAUCGCGAACGUGACCCGCAUCAUGCGGCGCGUGCUUCCUCCCCAUGCCAAGAUCUCCGACAACGCCAAGGAGCUGAUCCAGGAGAGCACGUCCGAGUUCAUCAGCUUCCUCACGGGCGAGGCCAAUGAGCGGUGCCUGAAAAACCGCCGCAAGAUCCUCACCGCCGAGGACAUCCUCUGGGCCAUGGACAAUCUCGGCUUCGACGACUACGUCCAGCCCUUCACGGCCUACCUGCAGCGCAUGCGCGACAUCGAGAACAACAACGGCGUCUGCGUCGUCAACAAUCCUCUUGCCGCUGCCGCCGGGCCAAGGGCGCCGGCGCCGGUGCUGCCGCUCGUGCCUGUGUCUGUUGCCGCGGCAGCCCAGGGGCUGAUGCAGAUGCAGCGUGGUGCCAUGUACGCGCCGCGGCCACCAGCCCCGGUGCAGCAGCAGGGGUAUGCCAUCGGCGCCAUGCCAUUGCAGGUCCGCGCGCCGGCGCCGGUCGUAGGCGGCCAACAGGGGAGCGUCUUGGGUGGAAAGCGCCCCGUUGGGGACGGGGAAGGCAGCAGCCGCGGAGAUGUUGGGGACGAGGCAAGCUAG